CUCAUAAAAAGGGACAAAAAAAAAGAAAAGAAAAUUGCAGUACAACGUAGAUCCAGAGAGAGAGAGAGAGAGAGAGAGAGAGAGAGAUGUAGAGAGCAGCUACUCGCAACAACGAAGAAGAAACAGAGCUCGAGAAGCGAUUUGUAGAAGCAAUUUUGGGGGGCAUUAUUUACCGCUUUUGCGUCGCCAAGAAGCGCUUCUGGGGGUCGUCGGGAGCGGAGGAGAUGAGGUGCUAACAUGGCGACGAGGAAGAGCAAGAGGAGGACGGUUUUGGGCUUUCUCCUUCUCUCCGUUCUCGCCCCCAUCGUUCUCUACACCGAUAGGAUCACCAAGUUCUCCAAUUCAAUCCCAAAUAGCGAUUUUGGUCGUGAAAUUCCGAAUCGGGUGUCCUUUGAUUCUCUUCAAGAACCCGUUCGGAUUGUUCAUUCUAAGAGCAAUGCCGAUGCGAUCUCAGCUCGAUCGGUGAUCGGAUUCACUGCAUUAACAGCUAACGAAUUGCCACGUGGGAUCUCAGACGAGCAUAAGAGCCGAGUAUUAUCGGCUACCUACGAUGAAGGGAAGCAGUUGGAAAGAGACAGCUCAGAUGAGAAAGUCGAUGCAACAGAUCAGGAAAAGGAGAGGGGAUUAGACAAAGUCGGAGAUCAAGAACAUAAGAGUCGGGCUUUAUCGGUGAUGGAUGAGGGGAUUCAAUUGGAAAAGGAGGGCAUAAUUGAGCAAGUGGUAAGAUCGGCGAAUCUUGCAGAGGGGGAGAAGAAUAUGGAGAAUAAUGAGGGCACUCAAUCAGAAAACAAGGGCAUGAUUGAGCAAGCGGCAAGCCGAGAAAGCGACAAGAAGCCUGAGAUGGAAGAAAAGAACAAAGAGAAGAAGAUUGAAGCUCCGACUUUUCCAUGGAAGCAGGGAAAUAAGGAUGGAAAGCCAUCUGAACUAGUUCCUUCUCAAGUUCGUACUCGAAAGCAUAGGAGGAGAUCCACUAAUAAUGACCGUAGUGGUGCCACGACUUUACCUGAUGUUAGAGUGCGCCAACUUAAGGAUCAAUUAGUAAAGGCAAAGGUUUAUCUUGGCCUUUGUAGAAGCAAUACCAACUUCGUCAGGGAGCUUCAAGCUCGGAUAAGAGAUGUUGAACGAGCACUUGGCGAUGCAACCAAGGACUCAGAAUUACAUAAGAAUUCACGUGAGAAACUUCGGGCGAUGGAGGAAACAUUGGCCAAGGGGAAGCAAAUUCAAGAAAACUGCUCUGCUGUUAUCAACAAACUCCAGGCGAUUCUUCACUCCACUGAGGAACAGCUCAAUGCACAUAAGAAACAGGCUAUCUAUUUAACACAGCUAGCAGCAAAAACUCUACCAAAAGGCCUCCACUGUCUUCCCCUGAGACUCACCACCGAAUUUUAUAUUUCAAAUGUCAGCCAGGAGGAGUUUCCAACUCAAGAAAAGUUGGAAGACCCCAAACUCUAUCAUUAUGCACUCUUCUCUGACAAUGUUUUAGCUGCAGCAGUGGUUGUGAAUUCUACUGUCUUGCAUGCUAAGAACCCAGAGAACCAUGUCUUCCACAUUGUCACUGAUAGACUUAAUUAUGCAGCCAUGAAAAUGUGGUUUUUAGCUAACCCGCCAGGCAAAGCGACCAUCCAGAUUCGGAAUGUUGAAGAGUUCACAUGGCUAAAUUCCAGCUAUAGUCCGGUUCUGAAGCAGCUUGGGUCAAAAUCCAUGAUUGAUUACUACUUUAAGACUCAUCGAGCUAUCUCUGAUGAAAACUUGAAGUUCCGAAACCCUAAAUACCUCUCCAUCCUGAAUCAUCUUAGAUUUUAUUUACCCGAGAUAUUCCCUAAGCUUGAUAAAGUGCUUUUCUUAGACGAUGAUGUUGUAGUCCAACGGGACCUUACUGCCCUUUGGUCUAUUGAUCUCAAAGGGAAAGUUAAUGGUGCGGUUGAGACUUGUGGCGAGAGCUUUCACAGGUUUGAUAGAUAUCUCAACUUCUCAAAUCCUCUCAUUGCCGAAAAUUUCAACCCUCGGGCUUGUGGAUGGGCUUAUGGCAUGAAUAUAUUUGACUUGGUUGAGUGGAGAAAGCAGAACAUAACUGAUGUCUACCACUCUUGGCAGAAGCUGAACCAGGACAGACUAUUGUGGAAAUUGGGAACUCUUCCUGCUGGUCUUGUUACUUUCUGGAAUCGCACUUUGCCCCUCGAUCGGUCGUGGCAUGUUUUGGGUCUUGGUUAUAACCCAAACAUUCGCCAAGAGGAUAUCAAAAAGGCGGCAGUAAUACACUAUAAUGGCAACAUGAAACCUUGGUUAGAGAUUGGAUUGCCCAAGUAUCGCAGUUACUGGUCCAAGUAUGUGGAUUUCAACCAAGUUUUCCUAAGGGAAUGCAACGUAAAUUUCUAAAAAGUUGAGGGUGUCCUUAUAUUUCUUUCUUAGUAGGCCUUGUGGAUGUAUAUUCAGCGGAAGGUUUAGUUCUUUCCCUCAGCUUUUCUUUUCUCCACUUUCAAUAACAUGUUUAGAUUUAUUCUUUGUGCUCUAGAAAUGUAAAUUUGCUAGAGCUUCUAUUCUUGUCAUCCUUUGCUCUUCUCCUUUGCAGAGAUGCAUGCAGCAGAAAUUGUACAUUGUACAUUAAAUCAUAAUAGCGAUAAAAACAUGUAGGAUUUAUAACUUAUAGUACAGUAUCUUUGAAUCCUUUUAAAGUUGGUGUUGCUGCUGCUUUGCAAUAAUUAGUAACUCCUCUUAUUCUGCUAUUAUUCCUUUCCUACUCUGCUUUGCCUUUUUGCGAGCCGUGAAGCAUCAAAGUGGCUGUGCAUUUUCAAACUAGGCCUAAGUAGUAUAAAGUGAGUAAGUGACCGUUCGCCUGUUCUCCCAACUUGGCAUCUUUGAUUACGGUGGCCAUUUAUCGGAGUGGGCGCCGGUUUGGCUGCAGGAAUUGUGAUCGAGGAGGCGAUCAGUGCUGUGGAAAGUGGCCGAGGGAGUGGCAGUGACAGCAGUGACAGCAGCGGCGGUGGCGGCGGCGCUGGCGGCUGUGGUGGUGGAUAUGAUGGUGGCAACGGCGACGGCGGUGGAUGUGGAGGCGGUGGUGGAUGUAGCAGCGGCGGAGGAUGUGGUGGUUGAGACUUGAGAAUCGAGCAGUGCAUUUAUAUCUAUUAUUAUUAUUUGAAAAUACUUUUUACGGUUUUUUCUCUCUUUUUUGCAUGGAUUAUUUCUGUACCAGCAGUAAGAUUGGGGCUGGAUUUUUGAGUGUUGAUGCUUUGACGCUGUUUCUGAAAUUUGAGGAUGCUUCUUUUUUAUUUUGUAA
Molecule: messenger RNA, 3274 nt
Organism: Ananas comosus (pineapple)
Lineage: Eukaryota; Viridiplantae; Streptophyta; Magnoliopsida; Poales; Bromeliaceae
Product: probable galacturonosyltransferase 4
Exons: 8
Coding region: 238-2376 (712 amino acids)
Molecular function (GO): polygalacturonate 4-alpha-galacturonosyltransferase activity
Source: RefSeq, a predicted model, not a curated record